CCACCGAAUUAUAACGGGCAGGACAAGGAAAUCGGCAAUUAUCGCUCCCUUCGAUCGCGGAUUGCUUCGGCAUCGAUUGCCUAACGCGAUAGUGAAGACGCCAUACCGCAAAAUUACGGGAGCACUCGAUUAUCGAUUAUCUGGGAAAAUCGGUAAUUGGCGGUGCGGAUCGGUAUCGAUGUGACGGCUUUGUGAUUGUCCUCAGCGUGUGCAUAAUUACAUGUAAUAUAAAGCUAUUUUUAAACAGUGAGUGCAACGUAUUUUCGAAUUUUGGCAGCGGCUCGUGAUUUUUAUUUCAUUGAUAUCAAAGGCCAUGUGUUCUAUGAAAAUUAAAUUUGAUUAAAUUGAUGGAGUUGAUUUGCAAAAAUUGUCGGUCGGUUUUGUCGGGAAUUCAGUAAUUGUUAAGUUUUAUUUGUUAAUGGGAGUUAUGGUCGGGUGAAUUUUGGGCUCGGUGAGGCCGUUUGUUUUGUUUUGGGAAAUGAUGAAUAUUUAUUUCAGUGAAAAAGUGCAAGGGGCGGUGGAAAUACUGCGUAUUAAGCUGUUGGCAUAAGUUCUAAAAAUUUACAAUUCUCAUUGGGAUUAUUCUGGACCAGUUUACGAGACCUACGGUUCUAACGAUGACGCAGUUUUAGUUUCUAUGUAUUAAAUAAUUUCAAUGGUACUGCGACAAUCGUGCGAUUUUUGUGAGCGAUCCCACGAGAAAAUGUCAAGAGACCUUUUCUGUAGGAAAUUUACUUUUCCAGAGAAAAGAUUUGUUGUCAUUUUCCCCUAAAAACAGUUUUCAUCUUGAUUUUAUCACUUUAAAUUAUUUAUUUUAUUCCGUUGCAGGUUUCUUACGCUCGAUUAACGUUAUUUCGUUCAAACGAAGUGGGUAUUUAAUUUUUGAGUGAAUAAAAAUGCAUGAAAAAUGCACGCUGAUCAUCUACUAGUAAUUACCCAUUUAAUUGUCGAUUAAUUUAAAUUUACUCCAAUUUUUCGCGUUCAUUCGAUUAUUUAAUACAUAUUGCGAUAGAGUUUUUGAUGGUUGAAUAAAUGAGAGAUGAUUAGAAAUAGCUUUACCCUUUGACUGAGCCGAAUAAAUAGGACGUUAGCGUGGUGCUGGCAAUUAGAGAGGCAAUUGACGUUGCUGAAACACCUUCGGAAUCAUUUCGUGAGACAUUUCAACGAAUACCAAAUAAAUCCAACGAUUUUAAUUAAUCAGUGUUAUCAUGAGUUUGUGGAGUUCUCGUCACUCGCGUUCACUCAUUUCAGUUCUUCUGGCAAGUUUUAAUUAGAGAAAUGUUAUUAUCUUCAUGCUCAUCGAUAAAACACCAAUAAAAGAUGCCCACCGAGUGCAUCGCAAACCCGUUGCAGCGGGAGCUUGCAGACUCAAUAAUUCGCAUGCAAUCACUAGAUGAGAUAAGGAUUCUCCUGGCUUGUGGUGCUAAACCAAAUGACGCAGUCACUCAGGGCCUGAGGCCCCUGCACUACGCAAUCUGGCAGAAAUAUGCUGAUGCAGCACAGCUGCUUAUCGUCCGCGGUGCUGAUAUUGAUGCCACCGAUGAGUGCGGAUACUCAGCUCUGCAUCUUGCCGCGGAACAUGGCUACCUGGACCUGGUCAAGCUCCUGAUCAAGGCAGGGGCAAAGGUGGAUCAUCGGGAAGACACCGGAGAGCUUUUUCCGAGAACAAUGUUGUGCGACGAACCCCUCCGCCUUGCCCUGCGAAAUCGUCACAUAGAAGUCGCACGAACACUCCUGGAAGCUGGCGCUAAUCCAAACAAGCGUUACUUCUUCGGUUCGGAAAUAAAUCUAGUAUCACCACUGGAUCUGGACUGUAUGGAGUUGCUGUUGGCAUUUGGAGCACAGCCGAACACGAGGGACCGGGCUGGCCUCACACCGUUGAUGAAGGCCGCCAGAUUGCCACAAGGUAUUGCAUCGGUGUUACUACUACUGAGCUACGGAGCGGAUGUCAAUGCAAUGGCUGAUGCUAGACACGACUACAGAACUGUUCUCCACUAUGCGAUUUUGGGUGGUGACACAACAGUAAUUAAUUUGUUAUUGAAACAAGGAGCGAGACUUGAUCUGGGCCCGGAUUAUCAAAAACCAACGGCUCUGGAUCUGUCAAUCCUCAAAGGGGAUCCGAUCAUCGUGGAAAUGCUCCUCGAAGCUGGUGCUGACGUGAACGCCUCGUCCCCGAUAAUCGGAUCACCGCUGCAUGUGGCCUGUGCGGACAACAUCCCCAACCGCCUGGAAGUGCUGAGGAUGCUCCUGGAGCGCGGGGCUGACCCAAACCUCGUCAUCAGGAGUGACGAAGGUCCCUCACUGCGUCCAGUCCUUGCAGAGUACGUGGCAUCGAACGAGAAUCCCUCGGUGGAGGUGGUGAGCCUUCUCCUGAAGUACGGGGCACGUGUGGUCAUCAAGACCCAGUUCAGGGAUCCUCACGGCAUCCUCAACUCCCUCCAGAACACUGCGGACAAACCGCGACUCCUCCGGGCCCUCCUGGAGGCUGCCGAGAGCUUCGAUCCCUGCAUGAUCAGAAGAUCCAGCAGUCUCACCGAUGCCCAGAGGGCUCUUGUUAUGGAAGCCGCCAGGACACCCCUUCCUCUCACACACCAGUGUCGGCUCAUUGUCCGGAAGACCUGCGGUACCAAACUACCCAAGGUCGUCAGGACCUUGCAACUUCCACAAUCGUUACAUCGCUACCUUCUCUACGAUUUUUACUAGCACUAGGCCAACGUUCAAAUAUUUCGUUGGGCAUUUUUUUUUAUGUUUUGGGGACCCCCGGAACCGGAGGUGCAAAGUGACCGUCAUUUGUUCUCAGGAAAAAUUGUCGUUAACAACAUUGGAGAAUAAUGUAGAUUGUAUGAUUGGCUGGUGGAAACCGCUGUAACGAAGGGAUCUCAACUCGCUCAGACGAUGCUAUCGUCAUAAUGGAUUAUAUAUUUCUGAUAUUUAAUUUUUUACCUUUGUAUAAUUGUUGAGGAUUUAUUGAUGAAUAAAGACGAGGUGAUUAACGCAA
Molecule: messenger RNA, 2998 nt
Organism: Diachasmimorpha longicaudata
Lineage: Eukaryota; Metazoa; Arthropoda; Insecta; Hymenoptera; Braconidae
Product: putative ankyrin repeat protein RF_0381
Exons: 5
Coding region: 1321-2703 (460 amino acids)
Biological process (GO): intracellular signal transduction
Cellular component (GO): cytoplasm; nucleus
Molecular function (GO): protein binding
Source: RefSeq, a predicted model, not a curated record